GCGCGAGCGACACGCAAACCGACGCACAGUAACAGCUGCGCGCCGUCCGACGACGGUCACACGUUGUCGUCGUUCUCCGCCCCGCCGCCCGUCACCCGGUAUGUUGUUCGACGUGUACGCGUGCCGCACCAUGAACGCGGUGCUGUUGAUCGUGUGCUCGACGUUUUCCGGCGAGCUCCGCACCACCUUUGCCGCCGUACCGUACCUGGACGACGAAAAAGAGUUAAUUAUCGGCGAGUUGGCCAACAUAAUCAAGGACCAGAGCUACAGGAUGCGGAACAAUCUCCGGGACCACGAAGACGUGUACCCGGCGAUGCCCCGGAAUCGGUUGGCGGCCGACGGCGAACGGCCGUUCACGUACGACCUGGCGUCGGAUUUGCCCCAGGUAAACACGGGCGACCAGGAAGUACCGUUCGCCGUGUUGCCCAACGACCGCCGUUACUAUCAAUCAGAUUUCUCUCAAGUUGAUCUGGAGAGACCGCAAGGGCAAGCGAUGCAGAAAUUCCUCAAAAAAGAACAGUCCAAGAGCAGCGAGGUAAAUGACAAAAUCGCGUACGGAUCGGAUGGUUACGUCGAAUCGAAGGUGACCACCGAGAACACGAGCAGCAGCGAAGUGGCCAUGGACAUACCGCAAAGCACGUACAUGCACUUGCCGUUUUCCACCCAUACCAAGUUCAGCCAAGAAGAUUACUAUUUCUUCGCUAAAGCUGCCGGCGUCGGUUUAGCAGUCCUGGUCGUCCUGCUCAUAUCGUCAAUAGCCUGUUACAGGAUGCAAAAAAAUAACAAGGCGGCCGCCGACAUCGAGUACCCAGCGUAUGGCAUAACAGGGCCUAACAAAGACAUCUCGCCCACGGGCGACCGGCGCCUGGCACAGUCCGCCCAGAUGUACCAUUAUCAGCACCAGAAACAACAGAUCAUAGCUAUGGAGAAUAAUAGUUCGGUCAAAGAAAGCCGGUGCGGUUCAGUCAGCGACCCGGACAGUGACGACGACAACGAGGAAGGCGAUUACACGGUUUACGAGUGUCCGGGAUUAGCGCCCGCAGGAGAAAUGGAAGUGAAAAACCCGCUGUUCCUUGAUGACAACACGCCAGUCUCUCCCAACGCUGCAGGAUGCAAGGAUAAUACCACAGGAAACGGCGUCAUACCGGCAGCACCCGUCCCAUAAUUUAAUAUAACUAUCCAUAUACACCACUUCACAUACAUAUACAUAUAUAUUUAUGUAUAUGGCAUUCGUCUACAUCCGAAACGUCUAAGACAACGCUAUUUAUUUUUAUUUUGUUUCUCUUUUUAUUUAUUUAUUAAUAUUUUUUUUUUUAAUUUGAUUAUCAUAUUAUUAUUACUGGUUUACCAAACAUUGUUUUUCUAUAUAAUACCAAUACGGUACGUGUGGCGAGUGAAUAAUUAACUAUUAACUUAUCCUGUACACAUGAUACAACAUGUUAUACAACUCGCGUAAAUCAAAAACACUUAUUAGUACUACAGUGCGGAAUGGAUAUCAAUAUGGUAGAAAAUCACAAUAAUAUUAUCCACUAUACGAUUGCGUCAUUACAACACAUAUUGAACAUGUCAGUUGGUGAAUAUUUAUCCGAGACGGUAGAGGGUUAAUUGGCGGAUAGCUUUUCCCAUCUACUUGUACGUAUAAUACAUUUUUGUAUAGUCAGCCAUCAAUGAUAAAAUGAACAUUAUUUAUUUUUAGUUAGAUGUUAAAAUUUCUAAAACAAUAAAAAUCGAUUGACAUUUUCUGCUGAUAUUUUACUAUGAAAUAACAUAAACAUCAAGUGACAAGAGAGACGGUUUUGUUUUAUCCUGAUAUUUACACUGUGCAUCUAUCCCUACUGAAAUACAUGCUUAGAAAAAAUAAUCGGGUCAUUCGACUACACCCCUUUUAGUGACUUGGAUGGAACGUAACCACCACUGCAAUAUUACACGGAACUAGGGCAAGAACGCGUAAUAUUUUUCAAUAGGCUAAAGGGCUCCGGAAAACGAAUAAUCUUAAUAUUUGUUUUUAUUAUCUUGUCAGUUCCCAUAAUCAUUCGAAACGGUCGUUGUAGAGCGGUGAACGCGGUAUCCGGUUCAAAGGAAAUCUAUUUAAUGACGGGGAGAGGGUUGAGGAGGCUGCAACUAUAAUAAAAAUAUUUCAAAACUUAAUCUAAUCUUCGGGUUCCGAUUGCGCAAGUACUACUUAUAUAAUUAGAAAACGUUAAAAAAUGUUGCGGAUAAUUUUCAAAUCUUUACGAUAGACGAAAAAUUAUUUAUUCGUCAUAGAAUCACCAGUACUAUUGCAAUUCAUUAUCAUAUUCUCUCUUGCCCCUCCUCCCGCUGGUUCACACGCGGAGUAAACACGCUUACGGGACGUAGUAUAGAGUCGCGACGGUUAUUUCGAACGAUACUUUUCCACGUACUGUACUGUCUAAUUAGUAGUAUCUCAUGAGCACGUACGGCUGACUAUUAGAUUUUUUUUUUACCGCAGGAUUAUAUUUCGUUUCCCCACUCGGUUAAGCUGUAUUGAGCAUCGAAGUUCGAACGUUAUUACCUUUGAUUAUAAAUAAUAGUAUUCCAUUAGUAUUUAUAACCAAUUGGAUAACUCGAAUAACAUUUAUUUGUUUCGCCGUUGGAAAUCCGAAUGUUUAUUCACUUUCGUAGGUUUUUUAAAAGGUGUUUUAUAGCGAUGGAGAGAGAAACCACAAACAGAAAAAAACAUUAACCCUUAGCAGUGUUGAAGAAAAGAAUAUUUUUCUGAAUAAACCGAUAACGCGCCCUGUAAUAACAACCUCGCAUAUACGAGCUCCGUCCUAGGUUAAAUGAAAACACGUAUUUAUAAUUGUCAACAAAUCCGUGUCUUUCAAUUACGAUUUUCUACUACCGCAUAUUUGUGUCCGAACGAGUUGGUGGUCCGAUACAACACGUGUUCACAAGUGAACUUGUGUACAGGUUGAAAUGUUUAAAACCGUUCUAACCAGUGGCAGCGCGAAGUUUAUUCACCAAUGAAUCAGUUACGUGUAUCGAGUACCCAAGUCAAAGUUUUAGAUUCAGAGUAAACAUUAAAAUCAACGAGUCAAAAAAAAAAAAAAAAAAAAUGUAUAACUUAUAUUUUAUAUCCAA
Sipha flava (yellow sugarcane aphid) is the source of this 3102-nucleotide messenger RNA. RefSeq lists its product as uncharacterized. Gene Ontology annotation, cellular component: membrane. NCBI's taxonomy places the organism in Eukaryota, Metazoa, Arthropoda, Insecta, Hemiptera, Aphididae. The coding region runs from base 101 to 1165 and encodes 354 amino acids. The record is from RefSeq and is a predicted model, not a curated record. The transcript is spliced from 7 exons.